Messenger RNA from Paramecium octaurelia, 719 nucleotides. Lineage: Eukaryota; Ciliophora; Oligohymenophorea; Peniculida; Parameciidae. The record is from the annotation of a GenBank genome assembly.
UUUUUCUUUAUGCUAUUCCCGCUUUGCAGAAGUUUUAUUUAUGCUCAACGAUAAGGACUUAAAUUUAAAUAAGAAGUCCCCAUCCAAAUUUCCAAUAAUAUCCUCAUAGAUCCAGAUGGUCAUCAAUACCAGAUUCAAACUCAGCAAACAGACAUCCAAGGUACUUCUAUCUAUCACAUCAAUUUAAGGAAUUGCAUCCCAAUUUGAAACCUAACUCAACGACAAGGAUGAAGUACUACUCUACAUCAAGGAACUAAACUGUAAUGGAUAAAAUAUCAAGACAAACAUUGCAAUCAAUAUGAAACAAUAAAUUCAAAAGUCAACAGAAUCUGCUAUUCUCUACAAACAAAUUAAAAAGAAGAUCAAAAAAUUCAACCAAGUUUUUCAAAAAUCAGGCUAAAAACAGUUACUAACUAAAGAAAUCAUCUAACAUGAGUAAAAAAAGGAUCAAGAACAAGUACCUCGCAAAAACUCAGAAUCAUUAACCAUCACCAACAACGAUAUCAGCUAUAUCAAAUAUCUUGAAACAUUGAGCAAUGGCAUAAGCAAGAGUAUUUAUUAGUAAUAUCAUCUCUUAGAGUACGUGAUUGAGUAUUUCAAAAAAUAGAAAAUCAGAAGCCAGAAGUUCAUUAAUAUAAUGUACCCACCACUUCAAAUUGAGUAAGAACUAUUUGAAUUUUAAUGAUUUCACAAUAUCAUCGUUAGAAUUUUAAUCAUGA